UCGUACAACAACAAUAUACCCAGUGAAAUUCCACAACUGGAGUUUGGGGAGGAUAGAGUAUAUGUAGAUCUUACCUCUACAUUAGGAGGCAAAGAGGUUUCCUGUUAUGAAUUUAACCAAGAUGGAGGUCGUAUUUGCAAAGAUGACAAAUUUUACAUUUGGGACCCCGGGAAGCAGUGGCAGAGCUACCUUUGCUUCAGGGGGUUCAUCCAAACCCCCUUCGACGAAAAAUUAUACUGUUUUUAUACUAUUUUUACAUGGUUAAAAAUACUUUUUAUGCAUAUAUAGUAGAAGUUGAAACCCUUUCGAUUAGUUCGUAUAUUUACUUCUGAACCCCCUCAAUGAAAAUCCUAGCUCCGCCACUGCCGGAAAGAUGUUUAUAUAUAGUAGAGGAAUAUAAUCUAUUAGGGGAAUGUUAUGAAGUUGGCUUUUAUUUUCUUAGCUAAGUUUAGCAUUCUGGAAUCUCCCUUUUAAUUUCUAGUUUCCCUUUUGUUUCUAUGACGAAUUCUUAUUUCAAUGUAUGUGACUAUGGUUCUCCUUAUCAAUAUGAUUCCCCCUCGUUACAUUUCCGAAUUUUGAUAGGCCUUUAGCACAAGGAAAAACAAUUCACAGUAGUUAAGAAAAUAAAUGUUAGAAGUGGAGAAGCCAUGGAAAAAUAUUAUCGAGAGAAUGACAAGAAAAAAAAGGCAGUCCCGGUGCACUAAAGCUCCCCCUAUGCGCAGGGUUCGAGAAAGGGUCCCAUCACAAGGGUGUAUUAUACGUAGCCUUACCUUGCAUUUCUGCGAGAGGCUAUUUUCAAGGCUUGAACCCAUGAUCUCCUGGUCACAUCACAACAACUUUACCAGUUACUCCAAGGUCACAGAGAGCAUGACAAAGCAGUCUUAAAAAAAAGGAACAAUAACUGCAACAGAAUACUAUGAUAAUUGAAGUACAAAAAAGCAAUAGAUAAUUACAAAAAUUGAAGGACAAGAAACUACAACAGUAAUACUACGACUAACUAGUAUGGAAGGAAAAGCGAGAGAACUCUACCAAAUUUGUGUCCUACAUAACCUCCCCGUCUUAGAUCAUGCCCCCAGUUAGCUGAAACUACAUCAUGUCUUAUCUAAUCAGCUCUUCCCAGUACUUUUUUGAUCUAUUCUACCUCUCUUGAAGCCAUUCAUAGCCAAUCUCUCACACCUCCAUCCCGGGGCAUCAUCUCAGUCUCGCUUUUUCGGCUCCUCUCCUCUUUACAUGCCUGGACCAUCUCAGUCUCGCUUGCCGCAUCUUGUUCUUCAUCAAGGCCACUCAUACUUGAAUACAUUCAUUUCUAAUCCUAUCUCUUAGUCCCACACAUCCAUCUCAGCUUCCUCAUGUCCGUAACUUUUAUCCUCUGAACGUGAGUUCUUAACUAGACAACAUGAAUUAUAAUCCAUGCAUCUAAAGACCUAUUACUAAACAUGCAUUACGUAUAGGUGAGGUUAAUUCCUCUUGUAUCACCUUUUAACAACUACUAACACCAUAUUAUAAAGAGUAGCCUUACCAACAUGUCUUAAACAUAUUCCCAACUAAAUGGUAACCCCUUUAUAUAUGAUCAUCUUUUUCUUCCGUUAUGUCCUAUUUUUCGCUAAGUCUGCAUAAAUUCCAAGAUUUUAUUGGUCUUUUGAGACAAUUUCUCUUACGCGAUAAGAAAUGUGCCUUAAAAGAUGCAACAACAUUUCCAGGAUACAUGUUAUCCGAAGUUCCAGACAUAGAUAUAGACUGUCAUCUCUGUAUUACUGUUUGGUUACCGGUAGUAAAUUCCCUUGUACAUAACUUAAAAUUUAUGGAUUCUCAAGUCAAAAUAUUUAUAUACAUACAGGAUCCGGCAAAAACUAUUAGAUUCAGACGGUGAAUCCAUAAAACCAACGUUGUGAAUCCGCCCAUGUAUGUUCUAACAUCGCUGUCGUCAAUUUAAUAUAUUGUUGCAAGUUGUUGUCAUGACAUGCUUGACGAGGACAAUUAACUGUUAGUGCAUGUCAAUAUAACCUGAUAGCGUAAAAACUAUUUUCGACAUAAUGGUGGAGAUGUUCAUGCUGAAAUUAAAACGUAUAGCCAUACAAGAUAUAGGUUUCAUGACAUGAAAUGAGUAAAGCAUCUAGUACCCUUCUGAACUAUGACCGAAUUCGCUACAUCACACUCCAAAUUCACAGGUGUUUUAAUACCCCUGAACAAAAUUUUAGCGUAUUUUUUUCAACUUUUUUAGCUGAUGUGACACCUUUUGUCAGCCUUUUUAGCUGACUUAGCACCUUCGACGUGGCCCCUAUUUUAUGUAAUAAAGGUGUUAUGUCAGCACAAAACGGUGACAAUUUUUGAUCUGUCUUCAUAAUGUUUUUGACUAAUUUUUGAUCUUGACUGACUCUAUCUUCAUGAUCAUUACCCUCCGACUCUACGUGGUUCCACCACCACUAAAAUUGCGAGCAGGAUUGCUUUCUCUGGAUGAAAGAAACAAUUAUAGUAUUAAUUCAAAGAUGCUAGUUAGGAGCAUCCAAGGUGUCGCCUAGUGGUCAAUGAUGUUUAUUAUGCACUAUGAAGUCUCGGGUUCAAUUUUCAGUAGAAGCUAAAUGCUAGUGUGAUUUCUUCCGAUCUGUUCUAGCAAUGGUAGACGGAGUUUACUGUUAACAGUAGUUGAUGGCCCUGUGAAAAAAGUUGAUCAAAUUCCUUGCUUCCUUAAAUAGCUUUCCUUUUCUUUUUUAUCAAAGGCAACUGUUUGUGUGGUGUCCAGAAUAUUUCUUAAAACAAAAAAGGGCAGCCCAGUGCACUAAGCUCCCGCGAUGUGCUGGGUCUGGGGAAGGGCCCGAUCACAAGUAUCUAUUUUACGCAAUCUCAACUUACAUUUUUUGCAAGGGGUUGUUUCCAAGGCUUGAACCCGUUAUCUCCUGCUCACAUGGAAAUAGCUUUACCCAUAUCCAAAAUAUUUCGAUGAUAAUAUAAUAAAGGACACACAAGAUCAUAAUUUGAAAUAUUUAUAAAUCCCAAAAUCCAAAAAAAUAAGGAAAAAAUAAGGAAAAAAUUGAAAAUAUUUCGAUUCUUUGAAAAUAUUGAAUCAAACUAUUUUUCCUUAUUUCGACAAAAGAAUCACAAGCUUCUUCGCAAGAAAAACUUUUUUUAACGUAGUAUUAUACACACUUUCUUACGCAUAGACCCCUGUGGUCUGGUCUUCUUCCCCCCACCCUACGCGUAGCUACGAUGCUUUACACUGCAAUCUUUUAUUUUGGAGAAACGACAUUCACUUUGGUGCUUAAGAAGCAACCUAUGAAAAUAUUCUCUUGUUUUUCUAUUUUUCUUAUUUUGGUUCCUUUCUUAACUUGUAAAGUCGAGUAUGUCGCAGCUGCCUAAUGUGUUAGUCAUGCAAUUUGGCAUUGGAAGUUGAUAAAGAUGCGACAAGAGCAAGCUACUAUAGAUAAUAUCGCGUGUUACUAAGAAGUACUGUUGCUUUGGUUAAAGAAUCCCAUAUUCCAUGAAUGAGAAAGCAAGCUACUGUAGAUAAUAUCACGUGUUAAUAAGAAGUAACGUUGCUUUGGUGAAAGAAUGGGACUUGUGAUCUGAAACUUCCUACAUAACUUACAUAAAGACUCACGUCUAUGUUACAACCUUAACAUGUUCUCUGGCUUGCAGUUCUUCAAUCUUCUUGUAUAAGGUUCUCAAGUGAUAGAUAUGUCAUCAACAUCUUGUUUCAAAAUUAAUAUGAAUUCUUAUUGUAUAAUAUGGUCAUGGUUUUUAAUUUAAUGUAUUAAAGAUGCCUUACUUCAGAGUUUUCCUCUUUCAAAUCAAAUAUGCCACUGCCUCUCCGAUACGAUAGGAGCUUUAAUUCUAGUAUGUUUCUUUACACUGCUUAUCAAAAAAUCCACUCUAAACUCAGUUCCUGCAAUUUUGGAUGUGUUGUUUAAGUGCCAGUGUAGCUAAUCUGAGCCCCUCCACAAAGAUUUCAGAUAGGCAGUGUGGACUGUUGUACCAUUGACUCUAUCUAUUCAUGAAAUUUUCUUUAUUUCAUUUUCUAUUUUAUAUAGGCUCGCUCCCUCUUUUUCCAAGUAUUCAUCCACUUCCCAUUACUCCAUAGGGCCUUCUAUUGAGGAAUAUGUUGUGUUUAUGCAACAAUGGUAAAAUAUUGACCUCUUCUUCACUACUUAUGAAUUCAAAUUCAAUUUAUCGUGAAUGUGCUGCUGGUUUUCAGUUUGGAAGUUGUAGAUCCGCGAAGAGCAUGUGUUGAGUAAAGGGAAAAGGAGCAAUGUCCGCCAGUCUCAUGGGGCAAUGGGAGCCAACGAGAGCCAUUAUUGUUUUGGUUUAGGAGACAUGAAGGCGAAAAUACGAAAACAUCAAAAUCCCUUUCUUGUGAUCAAGGUAAGCACCAGAUCCCUUUCUACUUUGAGAUUCAUUAAGAAUCUAAUUAGUUUUUCCUAUAUAAUAAUGUUUCAUCAGAGAAACCAAAGGACUCACAGGAUUAUCAUGGAUCCGACCUUGUAUAAUGCUGCGAUGAGAGGCAAUAUUGGAGAUGCCAAUUUUCUACUUGCUGAUCAUCUGAAAAGGGAUGAAGAAAACGGCUACCAAGUCACUCCGAAGGGCAACACGGUCCUUCAUGUCGCAGCCCUCUAUGGCCACUCUAAUUUCGCGAGAGAAGUCCUUAAGAUUACUCCCGCAUUAUUAUGCUGUGAAAACAAGAAAAAUGAAACCGCUCUUCACAUAGCAGCUAACGAAGGGCACACUGAAGUAGUACGUGUGCUACUUGCAUGUGUAGAAGAUCAUAAUACUAAGGAGAAACUUACGAGGAUGACAGAUGCUAGUGGAGAUACAGUGCUGCACAAGGCCGUGCGGAGCCAACAUCGAGAUGUGGUUAAGCUCUUGGUGAAAGAAGAUUCUGAAUUUGAAUUUCCGCCUAACCAUGCACAGGAGACGCCACUGUAUCUGGCGGCUGAAUCUGGUUUUCAUGAUGCUUUGAUUAUCAUCUUGGAAUCCUGCAAGAAACUAACUUAUGCUGCAGGUCCAUCUAAUAGAACGCCACUGCAUGCAGCAGUAAUUCAGGAACAUAAAGAUUGCAUUAGAUCACUAUGGCGAUGGAAUAAGCCAUUAUGCGAGGAACCUGACUUAUGGGGUUGGAAUUCACUGCACUAUGCCGUUAAAUUAGGAUUGGAAGAUCUAGUUUCUGAUAUGUUGGGGUGGAAAAAAUCCUUAGUUUACCUUCCGGCAGCAGCGAAAAUGACUGGACGGCAACAAUUCACAUUGCAGCUAGUGAAGGUGAUGUAAACAUGAUCA
Capsicum annuum is the source of this 5265-nucleotide messenger RNA. Its product is annotated as serine/threonine-protein phosphatase 6 regulatory ankyrin repeat subunit A. The transcript has 3 exons. Gene Ontology annotation, molecular function: protein binding. Bases 4267 to 5256 code for a protein of 329 amino acids. The record is from RefSeq and is a predicted model, not a curated record. NCBI's taxonomy places the organism in Eukaryota, Viridiplantae, Streptophyta, Magnoliopsida, Solanales, Solanaceae.